Messenger RNA from Hippocampus comes (tiger tail seahorse), 1194 nucleotides. RefSeq names its product sodium channel, voltage-gated, type II, beta (gene scn2b). Lineage: Eukaryota; Metazoa; Chordata; Actinopteri; Syngnathiformes; Syngnathidae. The record is from RefSeq and is a predicted model, not a curated record. Gene Ontology annotation, cellular component: plasma membrane. The coding region runs from base 87 to 866 and encodes 259 amino acids. The transcript has 6 exons.
CGCCUCCGAUGCAAACAAAUGGGCAACCAUGAGACCAACCGUCAUAAGGCUACAGACACUGCCAGCCAUGUCCUGCAUGUAAACAUAUGCUGUUUUUUUUAGCCUUUUUAGUCACUCUCAAUUAUAUUUUUGCUUCUUUUUCCCACCGUCAUUAUUUUUCUGAAGGUGUGAAAACGUUGUUUGUGCUUCCCGAAGCAGCGGCCAUGUGUGUUAGUGCACUGGGGAAAUGGAGGUCUGACGUUCGGUUACUGCUGUUGUCGGUAAUGAUGAUGCUCUCCGUCUCCGGUUGUUCAAGCAUGGAUGUAAAUGUGCCCAAUAAAAUCCACGUCAUGAAUGGAUCAGACAUCAAAAUCCCGUGCAGUUUCACUUCCUGCUAUCAGAUAGACACAAACAAGUUUGUCAUGAACUGGACCUACCAUGAAUCAAUCAACGAUACAGAAAAAAUGUUUUUGGCAUACGAUAGGAAGAAAGGAAUGGUGGCUUUGCUUCCAGAGCGCUUUGGAGAGAGGGUGCUAUUUGCGGGCAACCUGGCUAAGAAUGACCUUUCCAUCACUCUAUUAGAUGUUCAGGAGGAAGAUGAAGGGAUUUACAACUGUUACGUGAUCAAUCCCCCGGACCGCAUACAUGGACACGGGGCCAUCAACCUUAAAGUUUCGACUGAACUUCCCCCCCCGAGAGACUCGACGAUCGCCGUUGCAAUCGGGGCAUCGGUGGGCGGAGCGCUUGCUCUCCUCAUCCUUUCCAUGGUGGUUGUGAAAUUUCUCCGUCAUCAUCUCAAACAGGAUCUGACCUCAGAGGAGAAGAUGGAGGAGGAGGGGAAAUUAGAGGCCGAAGGUGCCGCAGAUGAGGGGACAAAACAAACUUAAAUGGGUCAUCAGAACAAAUUAGGAGCCUGCAGAGCUGUCGACCCAGCACGUCCCCCUGAAGAUAUUGUGUCGUCAUUCCUCUGUCCAGAACAACCACUGACUGAAUCAUUCACCACCAAGUGCAUCUGUUCCCUCUGCAUGUUUGUGUGUUUCAGUGGACACAAGUGUGUGCGUGUUUGUGCUUAAGAAAGAGAGAGAUGUGUGUGUGUUUGUCUCUUUACAGACACUGAUUACAUCUACAAUGGUAACUACUGGUACCGUAUUUUCCACACUAAAAGGUGCACCUGAAAGCCUUCCAUUUUCGUAGAAGCUCACAGCGCGCCUUAAA